AUGAGAGCCCUGACCUUGAACCCUAUCAAACACUUGAGUAUCAUAACCGUCAUACGCCACAACGGUUUUCUGAACUUCAACUUCCACUGCACCUCCAUUUCCACAUCCUCUACAGAACCACUGGAACUCAUCCAAAGCAAGGCCACCAACCAGAUAGCCCUCGGUCUCUCUUUGGGCUUGCGAAAAUGCACCAACCUGUGCGCUGUCAAGCAAGCCCAUGCAAAGGCCUUUGCUUGUGGGAUCCAACAUGACACACAUUUAUCAACCAAAAUCGCCAUCUUGUAUGUUUCAUUUCAUAAAGUUGACGCCGCAAAUAGUGUAUUCGAAUCUAUACCCAACCCAUGUAGCUACCUUUGGAAUUAUAUGAUAAGGGGGUAUGCCACUGAGGGCCACUUCGGCCGGUCUUUGGGGCUGUACAAUGAGAUGAUGCAAAAGGGUCUAAGACCCGACAAUUUUGCGUUUCCUUUCGUGCUUAAAUCUUGUGCAGGAUUGUCUAAUUUGGAGCUGGGGAAGUUGGUUCACCAGCACUCGGUUUGCUGUGGGUGCAGCAAUGAUCGAUUUGUUAAUGUUGCUUUGGUCGACAUGUAUGCCAAGUGUGGUGAAGUUGAAACUGCACGGUUAGUGUUUGAUAAAAUGACCGUGAGGGAUUUGGUUUCUUGGACUUCCAUGAUAUCUGGGUAUGGCCACAAUGGUUAUAACAGUGAGACACUUGAGUUUUUCGAUUUGAUGCGGGGUUCGGGGGUAAAAGCCAACCGGGUAAGUCUUUUGAGUGUUCUUCUAGCUUGUGGUAGUCUAGGAGCUUUGAGGAAAGGCGAAUGGUUUCAUAAUUAUGUAAUCCAAACUGGUUUUGAGUGUGAUGUCCUGGUUGUCACAGCUCUAAUGGAUAUGUAUGCGAAGUGUGGGAGUUUGGAUUUGGCUCGUAGUUUAUUUGAUGAAGCAGCGGGGAAAGAUGCUGUUUGCUGGAGUGCGAUGAUUGCGUGCUAUGGACUUCAUGGGGAUGGAAGGAAGGCAGUUGAUCUUUUUGAUGAAAUGGUAAAAACGGGAGUGAGGCCAAACCAUGUGACAUUCACCAGCGUCCUUUCAGCUUGCAGUCACUCAGGCUUGCUAGAAGAAGGUAAGAGGUACUUCGAAUUGAUGGAAGAGGUGUUUGGGAUUCCACCGAAACUCAAUCAUUUUUCAUGUAUGGUAGAUCUUCUUGGCCGUGCAGGACGACUAUAUGAAGCAAAAACCCUUAUAGAGAAUAUGCCAGUUAAACCCGAUGCAAUUAUAUGGGGAUCUCUACUUGGUGCAUGCCGAGUAUAUAGAAAUCUGGAUUUAGCUGAGAGAGUUGCAGAUAUUAUUUUUCAAUUGGACCACUUUCAGUCUGGCUAUCAUGUUCUACUCUCUAACAUCUAUGCAGCUAAAUCUAGAUGGAAUAAAGCAGAGAUGGUGAGGAACAUGAUGGCUAGAAGAGGAGCCAAUAAGAUUCAGGGUUUUAGUUUGAUCGAGUUUGAUAAUACGGUUCAUAAAUUCGGUGUAGGAGACCGGUCUCAUCCUCAAUCAGAUAGGAUUUAUCCCAAGCUUGAGGAGCUGGCUGCAAAGAUGAAACGCUUGGGUUAUGUUCCCUCCACAGAUUUUGUCCUUCAUGAUAUUGAAGAGGAAGGAAAAGAAGAGGCUCUUUCUUACCACAGUGAGAGGCUGGCUAUUGCAUUUGGCCUCAUUAACACCAGCCCAGGGACACCAAUUCGUGUCACAAAGAAUCUAAGGAUAUGUGGAGAUUGUCAUAAUGCUUUUAAGUUUAUUGCCAAGAUUGAAAAGCGGCUCAUCAUUGUAAGGGACAUGCAUCGGUUCCACCAUUUUGAGGAUGGAGCUUGUUCUUGUAGGGAUUACUGGUAAAAGAAUGAAAUUCCAAUGCUGACUGAAGACACUAGCUAGAUCUGUAAGUAUUAAAGGAUGCAUGUGGAAGGAGAAAAAAAGAAGAAGCAAAUAUAUGAAGGUGAAGCAAGUUAGCUGUUCAUCUAGCAUUAUAAGUAUUUGAAACAAAUAGAUCAUCUAAAGACGAAGCACAUGUAUUAAUGCUUCCAUAUUUGGAUUAUAAAGGGCAAAUAUGGUUUUUUAA
Messenger RNA from Corylus avellana, 2098 nucleotides. RefSeq names its product pentatricopeptide repeat-containing protein At2g01510, mitochondrial. The record is from RefSeq and is a predicted model, not a curated record. Gene Ontology annotation, biological process: RNA modification. NCBI's taxonomy places the organism in Eukaryota, Viridiplantae, Streptophyta, Magnoliopsida, Fagales, Betulaceae. Gene Ontology annotation, molecular function: zinc ion binding; protein binding; RNA binding.